Ctenocephalides felis (cat flea) is the source of this 904-nucleotide messenger RNA. RefSeq lists its product as uncharacterized. Gene Ontology annotation, molecular function: protein binding. NCBI's taxonomy places the organism in Eukaryota, Metazoa, Arthropoda, Insecta, Siphonaptera, Pulicidae. The record is from RefSeq and is a predicted model, not a curated record. Bases 191 to 904 code for a protein of 237 amino acids. The transcript is spliced from 8 exons.
GGUUCGCUGGUUCGGAUAACUUUUCUAGUUCGCUUUCUGAUGUCGUUCCAAAUCGGCGACAUAUCGCGCAUAGCGUACUCGCCGCGUUGAGACCGAAAAAAAGUCGCGAGUGUGUGUGAAAAGUGUUCGACGAAAUCGACCGACGAUCGUCAAAUUCGACAGAGCCGGCGACUUAAUCGAAAUAUUAAACAUGCCAGUGCGAAAGCAAGGUGAAGCACAUCGUGCACUCGAAUUAUUGGAGGACUACCACGUGCGUCUCGUGGGUCCUCAGGACAAACAGCUGCGUGCUGCCAUAGAACGGGUAAUUAGGAUCUUCAAAAGCAGACUCUUCCAGGCACUAUUAGAUAUUCAAGAAUUCUACGAAUUGACACUGCUGGAUGACAGCAAGUCCGUGCAGCAGAAAACUGCGGAGACAAUCCGAAUAGCAGACAAAUGGGAAGGCAGCGAUGGACGGGACAGACUUGAGCAUAUAAAUUCGACUCCUGUAUUUACAGUGGAGCAGCGCCGCCUUGCUUCAAGCGCGAAAUAUGCAUCUGUUUUUGUCUGCCGCAGCAAUAUUCAAGAAUUCUACGAAUUGACACUGCUGGAUGACAGCAAGUCCGUGCAGCAGAAAACUGCGGAGACAAUCCGAAUAGCAGACAAAUGGGAAGGCAGCGAUGGACGGGACAGACUUGAGAAUAACGAGGUGCGUGCUUGCAUGUUACCAUUGACUCAAGCUUUGAUAUCAUUGCAAGAACAGAGAGCUCGCAGGUCGCACUCUGCAAGCCCCGACGAGUUCAACAGGCCACCAAGUCAGAGCAGCGGCCGCGCGACCGAGGAAACGCUGAGGGUCGCCCCGUCCGACAGCCGUCUGGACGAACCGCAGCACACGCGCACGAAACAUAUGUUAUACUCUGGUUUCUGA